AUGCCAUCAGAAAAGAAGAAGAUUGUCGUUAAUUCUAAAAACUUCUGGAAGCGUCUAACUCGCCUGUACGAGUUAUGGGAAUCUGGCGAAUCUGGGCUUUCGGAGGUUGGCGCCAUCUAUGUAGUCGUCGGCACUGACGAUGAAGUGAAUAACUACUGCAAAAGCCAGUCUUUCCAGACGUGGCUAUACACUAUCGACUUGCCCGAUGCCCUGCUGGUCAUGACGAAGAAGGGCAUUUGGAUGCUCGCUUCCAAGAAUAAGGUCGAAUUCUUCGAGCCAGUGGUCAACGAUGAUUCUCAUGCGCCCGUACCCGUUGUUCAGACUAUUCUUCGCAAUAAGGCCGACAAAGACAAAGAGAACUUCGAGACUCUUUUGGGCCACCUGAAGGAAAUCGAUGGGAAAGUUGGCUAUUUUGCCAAGGAUAACUACAAAAACGAGUUUUGCGCCGACUGGGUCAAGACUCUUGGCGAUAUUGAAAAGGUCGAUGUCAGUGGUGCGUUUGCCCGUCUAUUCGCUGUCAAGGACGAGCACGAGAUCGAAAUUAGCAAGGAAUCGGCACUGGCUUGUUGCAACACGUGGCAAGCUCUUCGCAAGAAAUACGUCGAAUACAUUGACGCCGAAAGAAAAAUAAGCCAAACGAAGGCCGCCACUGAAAUCGAAAACCUGAUGAAGUCAGUGCCCGUACAAGGCAACCUCAGUAAACGUCAAAUCGAGCAUGCCUAUUCACCAAUUGUGCAGAGUGGUGGCAACUAUUCGAUGAAAUGGAGUGCGUCAAGCUCGUCGAAGAAUAUCCAUUUCGGCGUCAUCGUGACUUCUUUCGGCUGCCGUCUCGAGGGCUAUUGCUCCAACCUGACCCGCACUAUGAUGGUUGACCCGGGCAAAGAGUUGGAGACUGCCUAUGAGAACCUUCUUUUAAUGGAGACGGCAAUCAUCAAUAAGCUGGUUCCCGGCGUGAAAUUCUCUGACGUCUACCAGGCUGGCCUCGAUGCUUUGAAGGAACAAGAUCCUGCACUCAUUUCAAAGCUUCACACAAAGGAAUUUGGUUUCUGCACAGGGAUCGAGUUUCGCGAAUCAUUCCUAUCGAUUUCGCCUAAAUGUCACGCUGAGGUGCAAGAAGGCAUGACUGUGAUUGUGCAGCUGUGGCUCACGAACUUGAAAAAUACUGGAGCAAAAGACGCGGAUGGUCAAACGGCUGCCCUUUCUGUCGGAGAUACAGUGCUCAUUUCCAAGCUUGGCACACAAAUUUUGACCGAGAAGGCUAGAUCAAAGCUGAAGUCUGUAGUGGUGCGUAUCCGCGAGGAUGAGGAAGAAGAUGAGAAGCCGCUGGAGGAAGACUUGGGCCGUGGCAAGAGAAGCGUCAUUUUGACCGAUCAUACCCGAAACAAGCAGACCAACGAGGACAAACGCAAAGAGCGGCAAAAGGAACUGGCCGACAUCUUGAAUCGAAAUGCAGAGGAGCGUAUUGCCCAAGAACAGGGUCAACAAGACCAGAAAAAAGUGAAGAAAUCGAACACAUCGUACAAGUCUUACGAAAAGUUCCCGAACGACGACGAUAUUGACAAUUUGAUGGUCUAUGUCGAUCGGCGUCACGACAGCGUUAUCCUGCCGCUGUUUGGAAUCCCCGUGCCCUUCCACAUUUCAAUGAUCAAGAACUGUUCAACUUCGAUCGAAAGUGACUUUAUGUACCUUCGUAUCAACUUUGCCCAUCCUGGAAGCGCUGUCGGGAAGGAAAAUCAACAAUUCCCACAACCGCUUGCCACCUACAUGAAGGAGAUCACUUUACGAGCCAGCACCACCAAAGACCACGGUUCCACCACGGCCCCGUCGAACAACCUGAACAACGCCUUCCGGUUGAUCAAGGAGAUGCAGAAGAAGUUCAGGAUGGAAGAAGCGGAAGAACGUGAAAAAGAGGGCACCGUGAAACAAGACAAGCUUGUCCUAUCCAAUGGCAAAGUCAAUCCGAAGCUAAAGGAUUUGUAUGUCCGACCGAUCAUCAUCGCCAAAAAGGUCAGCGGCUCACUAGAAGCACAUAUGAACGGCUUCCGCUACACCUCGCUUCGCGGUGACAAGAUUGACGUCCUCUACAACAACAUUAAGCACGCCUUCUUCCAGCCGUGCAACAACGAGAUGAUAAUUCUCAUUCACUUCCACCUUCGAGAUCCGGUUCUUUGGGGCAAGAAGAAGUACAGCGACAUUCAAUUCUACACGGAAGUCGGCGAGAUCACGACGGAUUUGGGAAAAUACCACCACAUGCAAGACCGAGACGACGUCGCUUCCGAGCAGAUGGAGCGUGAAAUGAGGCGCAAGUUGAACUUGGCCUUCCAAUCGUUCUGCGAAAAGGUGGAAAAGCAAACGAACAAUCGCUUCGACUUCGAGACCCCAUUCGAAGAUCUGGGCUUCUACGGAGUACCGUUCCGAAGCAGCUGCAAGCUGAAGCCGACCUCAUCUUGCCUGGUCAACCUUUCCGAGUGGCCGCCAUUCGUCAUUUCAUUGUUGGAGGUCGAGCUCGUCCACUUUGAGCGUGUCUCCUUCCAGUUGAAGAACUUCGAUAUGGUCUUCAUUUUCAAGGACUACCGUAGAAAAACACAAAUGGUGGCGCAAAUCCCGAUGAACUCGUUGGACACCGUGAAGGAAUGGCUCAACUCGUGCGACAUCAAAUACAAUGAAGGCAUCCAAUCCCUCAACUGGCCAAAGAUCAUGAAAACGAUCGUCGAUGAUCCUAAGGAGUUCUUCAAAACCGGCGGUUGGAGCUUCUUGGACCCGAAUUCCGACGAUGAGGGUGAGGCAGAGGAAAGCGACGAGUCGGAGGCGUACGAUCCAAGCGAAGAGGGCGGCUCUGAAUCCGGCUCGGAUGAGGAUGAAGAUGAGGAAUCUGAUGAAGAAGCCUCUGAAGACGAUAGCGACGACGGAUCGGCUUCCCUCGACUCGGACGAAAGCUCCGGAAAGGAUUGGUCCGAUCUGGAGGAAGAGGCCCGCAAAGCCGACAAGCGGAAGGAAAUCGAGGAACGUGAUGCCCCCAGCACGAAGAGCAGCAAGCACCACCACAGAUCGUCUCCCAAGAAGCGCCAUGGGGACAAGGAUCGCCGUCGCGGCAGCCCUCCUCAGAAAAAGCGCCGU
This is a messenger RNA of Mesorhabditis spiculigera, 3117 nucleotides long. NCBI's taxonomy places the organism in Eukaryota, Metazoa, Nematoda, Chromadorea, Rhabditida, Rhabditidae. The record is from the annotation of a GenBank genome assembly.